This is a messenger RNA of Didymella exigua CBS 183.55, 666 nucleotides long. RefSeq lists its product as uncharacterized. Bases 115 to 561 code for a protein of 148 amino acids. The record is from RefSeq and is a predicted model, not a curated record. NCBI's taxonomy places the organism in Eukaryota, Fungi, Ascomycota, Dothideomycetes, Pleosporales, Didymellaceae. The transcript has 2 exons.
UUAAGGUCGCAUUGACCUCAAAAGAGCUGAGAGGGGGCUUACAGUAUGCAGAUAUAGCGACCUUCGUCUGAGUACAUCCACAAUUGAAGCAUCUGUCUUAUUCAAUCGCACAUCAUGGGAAAGCUUACGGCAUACGACAUCAACAGCUCGACGCAGGUUGCUCGAACACACGGUGGUGUGAGCGAUAGCGAGAAUAAUGUCUUCCAGGAACCUCUCCUACAGCACUCGUCGCGCGGCAUGUACCCCAUGGCCAGCAAAUCGAUACCGACCACCGCUUUCAAGCCUGGCUUCUGCGACUCGCAAACCCCGAUCGCUGCUGAACUUACGCAAUCGUUCCUCAACUUCGCGUCAAAAAGCGGCGGCAUCAAUUUGAAGCAAAUGGGCGUCCGGCCGGGACAGAGGUGGUGCGUCGAGGCAACAAGGUGGCACGAGACAUUGCGGCAUGAGAAGGAAUCGGGAGUUGAGGUACCGCCGGUUAAGUUAGAGUGCACACACGAGAGCGCUUUGAAGACCGUCGAUUUGGAUGUUUUGAAGAAGUACGCGGCGGCUUCGAAGGCCUAGAGCGGAAGACAAGCAUAUCCCGCCGAGCCUUGCGUCAGUUGGAUUCGAUGCGGUUGGAUCAGAACCUGCAUGGAUGGAAUGAUAGGAGAAGCGCAACAAAACACU